This is a messenger RNA of Chaetomium fimeti, 1345 nucleotides long. RefSeq lists its product as uncharacterized. Bases 1 to 852 code for a protein of 283 amino acids. NCBI's taxonomy places the organism in Eukaryota, Fungi, Ascomycota, Sordariomycetes, Sordariales, Chaetomiaceae. The transcript has 2 exons. The record is from RefSeq and is a predicted model, not a curated record.
AUGCCGUCCAGACGAUCCAAGCCCGCUCACCGUGUAACCAAGCGGCCCAGAGCCACGGCAGCCACGGCGGCCACGGUCCCAUCCACCGAGCCUCAAACCGCGACCUCAAGCGGCACAUCCCCAGUCUACUUCUGGCGCGAAACCGACCCAUUGGUCGGCUACCUCUCCCAAUGGUACGCCUGCGCCUUCACCGACGACACCGACCCCUCCAUCACCUACCCAACCGCCGAGCACUACAUGAUGUACCAAAAAGCCAUCCUCUUCAACGACCCCGCCAUGGCGACCCAAAUCCUCGCCGCCCCCCACCCCCGGCAAGUCAAAUCCCUAGGCCGCAAAGUCUCCGGUUUCUCCGACAGCGUCUGGCACGCCCACCGCGAGGCCAUCGUGCGGCGCGGCAACCGUCUCAAGUUCACGCGGCCGGCUAACCCGGAUGACGGGAUGUGGCGGGUCGCGGUGCCGGUGCCGGUGCCGGGGCGGGAGGAGGGGGCCGGGGAGGGGGGGCUCGUCAGUCUGAAGGAGCUGUUGCUGCGGACGGGGGAGAGGGAGAUUGUGGAGGCGAGCCCGAUGGAUCGGGUGUGGGGGAUUGGGUUUGGCGCGGCGAAGGCUGGGAGUGUGAGGGCGAGGUGGGGGCUGAAUUUGUUGGGGAAGGCGUUGGUGGCUGUGAGGGAUGAGUUGAGGGGGGAGGAGGGUGGGGAGGAGGUGGUUGAUGGGAAGGGCGUUGAGAAGGGUAAGGAGGGCGGUGGUGAGAAGGGCGAUGAGAAGGGCGACGAGAAGGGCGAUGAGAAGGGCGAUGAAAAGGGUGAGGAUGAAGAAGAGGGCGGACAGAAGGGGAAGAGAAGAAAGAUGGAGUAGCGGGUUAGAGAAAGGCCGAUAUGAACUGUCUUGAGAAGGGUUGCAGUUAGUCAUGAUAUCAGAUUGCGUACCCAUAUUUUAGGUAUUAUUAUGUAUUGUCUCGGAUGCAUCGUUUGGUCGUCGAGGACGCGCCCCUCCCGUCGCAUCCACGUCUCCUUCAAUAUUGUACAGUAUACUUUUCAUGUCAUGGCCGUCUCCAAUCGGCCCUCGCGGAGUGGUGUGAUCGUAGAAAUGCAUCAAGACGCCUUCCGCCUGCUCCUCCUGCUCUAUACCACAAUAAGCCCCAAAACUCCCCGCAAUCUCAGGCGACAGGAUCCCAGAUGCCGUAUGAUACAGUUUUUGUGACAAUAGAACACAAUGAAUGAGAAGUAACCAGCACCUUGGGCAAGGUGCUUGGGCGUUUGCCCCCCUCCUGGGGAGUCACACACGCGUCGAGUUCGUAAAUGCAGGCCGAUUAAAUGUAGUCGCGGCCGCUCUUCUGCAUCUCGAUCAG